Molecule: messenger RNA, 2979 nt
Organism: Arthroderma uncinatum
Lineage: Eukaryota; Fungi; Ascomycota; Eurotiomycetes; Onygenales; Arthrodermataceae
Product: killer toxin alpha/beta
Exons: 5
Coding region: 1-2979 (992 amino acids)
Biological process (GO): carbohydrate metabolic process
Molecular function (GO): chitin binding; hydrolase activity, hydrolyzing O-glycosyl compounds
Source: RefSeq, a predicted model, not a curated record
AUGUCAGCUCGCGCAAUGACCAGCCUUCAGUCUGUGGCAGCUCAAACAAGGUCUUUGGUAGCUCGGGGAGACUGUAACGCCAUCCAGGUCGUUGACACAGACAAUUGCGCAGGACUGGCGGCUCGAUGUGGUAUCAGUGGCGAGGACUUCCUUAAGUUCAAUCCGAGACCAGAUCUCUGCGUAACGAUUAUUCCCAAGCAGUGGAUUUGUUGCUCCGAAGGCACUAUUCCGGAUAUGCGACCAAAAUCCCAAACUGAUGGCACAUGUGCUACACAUACCAUUGCUACAGGCGACGGCUGUUGGGCCAUGGCAGAUAAUUUCGGAAUCACCCAGGAUGAUAUCGAGAAAUUCAACAAAAAAACCUGGGGUUGGGCUGGCUGCAAUCAUCUGCAGCCUGGUCAAGUCAUCUGUCUCAGUGACGGAAACUCCCCUAUGCCUGCACAAAUUGAGGGUGUUAGCUGUGGUCCGCAGAAACCAGGUACCAAUAAGCCCUCUCAGGUAUUUGAUGGGUUCGAUCUAGCUGAGUUAAACCCUUGUCCCCUAAAUGCUUGUUGUUCUGCGUGGGGUUUCUGCGGCGUUACAGCUGAAUUCUGCACAGAUUCCCCAGCUGAUACAGGCGCACCGGGGUCUACACAGCCUGGCACUAAUGGCUGUAUCUCAAACUGUGGCACCGAGAUUGUUGGAAAUGACUCUCCUGGAACAUCGUUUAAUCGUAUAGGCUAUUUCCAAGCCUAUAAUAUUGCUCGUGAUUGCCUCCGCAUGGAUGUUACUGAGAUUGAAGGGGCAUUUAAGGACCUUACCCAUGUGCAUUUCGCAUUUGCUGGCCUUACGGACGACUUUGACGUGCAUAUUGAUGAUAGUAUCCGCGAUCAAUUCAACAAAUUCAAAGAUAUGAAGGCACCUUUCAAGAAAAUAGUAUCAAUUGGCGGAUGGGCUCAAUCGACGGAGCCGGAUACCUAUAAGCGAUAUCGGGACGCUAUGCUCGGGGCGAAUACAGCAAAAUUUGUUCAAAAUAUCGUUAAUUUUAUUAACGAGAAUAAACUUGAUGGUAUUGAUAUUGAUUGGGAAUACCCUGGUGCAUCUGAUCAGGGGAUUCCGGCAUCAGAUCCUAUCGACGCAGACAACUAUCUCAGAUUCCUUGCCUUCCUAAGGCAGGCGCUCCCUCGCGGUGAGAAAUCAAUGUCUAUCGCUCUACCAGCAUCUUAUUGGUACCUUAAAGCCUUCCCCGUCCGCGCGAUGAAUGUCUUUGUCGACUACUUUAUUUACAUGACCUAUGACCUUCACGGUCAAUGGGACUACGGAAAUAAAUUCGCUAACCCUGGGUGUCCAAAUGGAAAUUGCCUUCGCUCACACGUCAAUCGCACAGAAACAUAUAAUUCUCUUGCUAUGAUUACUAAAGCUGGUGUUUUACCCUGGGCUAUAAUGGUUGGUAUCUCGAGUUACGGACGAAGCUUUCGUAUGUCAGACCCAGGGUGCACUAAUCCUAUGUGCACAUUUACUGGUUCUUAUGGAACUUCGGAAGCGGAACCCGGUCAAUGUACUGGCACCCCUGGCUACAUUGCUAAUGCUGAGCUGGAGCAAGUCUUGAAUAAUUCUAAACUAGGCGUGGAGGGCGUCGCGGCCCUUGGUACACAGGGACAAGGGAUGACCGACUGGGUAGCAUACAUGGAUGACGCUACCAAGGCGCACCGCAUUGAAUGGGUGCGCGGUUUGAAUCUUGGGGGAACUACCGAUUGGGCUAUAGAUUUGGCUAGUUGGAAUCGUGGACCAGAUACACCCGGUGGCUGGACAGUCGAGACAGACAAUCUACAAUGUGACUCGGCUACAUGGCCUACCACUCUGGACGACCUAGAGAAAAAUAUCGGUAUGGUGCAGGUGAACUGCCGCGCUCGGGCUGUACUCAACAUUUUGGCUAGAGACCUACAAAUCGCCAUUGCCAAGUACAGAGAGGUCUCAUCUUCAUCUGAUUAUAGUGAUAGGUUCGGUUGGUACGUUGAUUGGGUGAAGGAUUCCAUUGACGCACGUCUGGAGCGCUUCAUGUCUUUCAAAACCGGUGAAGGUCUAAAAUACAUGGAUUGCAAGUGGUCUACAAACAAGGUAAAAGGUCAGGGCCCAUGUACUGAAAUGGAUCUCACUACCGCAGACAACAAAUUCAACCAUAAAGGAACCCGAAUCGUUGAGUACACGAUGCGUGACGAAGCAGGGUUUUAUGAUGCCCUCCAGAAAACAGCAGGUAUCGACAAAGAGUGGGUCCAAUGGGAGGACUACAGGAUAUAUGAUCCCUUUUGCCGUACAUGCCCCCCAAAAGCAGAUGGCUGCCACCCCGACUAUUGUGGAGAUGAUUAUAUUCUUCAUAAGAAUUUUCCACGUCGCCUUCAUGAUAAAGAUAAGAUUGCUGUGGAUAAUCCAAAAGAUACCAUUGAUAAAGCAAUUCCUUAUUUGGAUAAAUUAUCAAUCACUGCACUCGCCACCUUUUUUCAGAUGCAAAUGGGAGUUUUGGAUGCUGAUGCCGCUGAUGUGAUAAUAUCCUUUAGCAUGCCUCUUUUUAUGCUACAGGAUGCAUCUAAGGCUAUUGAGGAAAUCAAAAAAAUUGGCAAGGAAGAGAAGACCAAGAAGACUAAAGAACUUGUUCUUACGGUUCUAUCUAUUGUUUUUGCGGUUAUACCUUUCGCUGGAUUUGUUGGACAGGUGGCUGGUGUCGCCACAAGGUUUGCUGCAAUUGCACUUGUCGUUGGUGAACUCGGUAGCGCCGCUAUAUCCAUUGUUGAGAUCAUCGAUAAUCCAGCAUCGGCGCCUUUUGCUAUCCUUGGUAUUUUGAUUGGUGCUGAAGGAAUUGAGCUCAAAGGCGCGCGCAAAGCCUUCAAGGAUGCCGCGGCCAUCCGCCGUGCGCUUAGUGGCAACUCUCUGAAAUCUUUCUCAGAUGAGUUUGUACGCAAAGAUGCCAUUAUACAAGGGAUUAUCAAGAGCUGCUUCCGGUAA